Molecule: messenger RNA, 1467 nt
Organism: Bursaphelenchus okinawaensis
Lineage: Eukaryota; Metazoa; Nematoda; Chromadorea; Rhabditida; Aphelenchoididae
Source: the annotation of a GenBank genome assembly
AUGUUGGAUAAUGUGAGCUUUUUGGGUUAUUUUUGCCCUGUUUUUGGAAUAUUUUUGAAAUUUGGGAUUUGAAACAAAAGAUAAAUAGGCCGCCAUUGCUAGAUAAUGAGUUUUUUUUUACUUUAGAACAGAAGUUCACAGUAUUGUGCGCCGCUCACAUCAGCUGAUUGGAAUGAAGUAGAUCCGAAUCUAAUUGCCACUUCUUCCAUUGACACUACCUGCACAAUUUGGGAAAUUGAGGUAAUUUUUUUGGAUUUUUAGCUGGCUUUAACAUUAUUUUUUUUUAUUGAAAAGUUAGCCUUAUAUUUGUAUGACAUAGACCGGAAAGGGUGCCUACUAGACCCGGUCUUCUAUAAAUUUAUGUAAGGAGCCGGUACGGCAGACAUGGCCCUGAAAAACGGGGCUUAAACCAAGGCCCGACCUCUUUACAGGUCUAUAAAACUUUAAUUAUGUAUGGCAACAAAAUUUUUUACUCAGUUGUGUUAUUGCAGACAGGAAAACCGAUUGCCGAACGAAAACCGACCAAAGGAACGGUGAAAACGCAACUAAUCGCCCAUGAUCGCGAGGUGUUUGACAUAGCCUUCUCGAAGAUCAAUAGUGGAAAAGAUGUGUUCGGCUCGGUUGGCGCUGAUGGAUCAGUACGAAUGUUUGAUAUCCGCCACAUGGAAUACUCGAUGAUUGUGUUCGAAGAACCGAACAGGAAACCCUUGUUGAGAUUGGCAUUCAAUCAACACGAUCACAACUAUUUGGCAACUUUCGCUCAGGAUUCACCGGAGGUAAGAUUUGGAGAUUGACCUGGUUAGACUUUAUAGGGGAGGGGGAGCAAGUUUUAAGGGGAAAAUGAUCAAAUUAAGGUCCCCGGGGCCAUCAACGUUUCUUGUUUUUUAAAAACUACUGAUGGUUAACAAACUUUACACUAUUAAAACAAGGUUUAAAACAACGUUUUCAGGUCUACAUUAUUGAUAUCAGAAUCCCGUCGAUUCCCGUAGCGACGCUGAAAAACCAUAACGGUCCAGUGAACGCUAUCAGCUGGGCCCCACAUUCAUCUUGUCAUAUCUGCACGGUCGCCGAAGAUAAACAGGCAUUGAUCUGGGACGUUCACAACAUGCCUCGGCCCGUGGAAGAUCCCAUUCUUGCUUAUACGGCUCAAGGACAGGUAAGGAUUGGUUUUGAAAGGAAGUAAUACUUCUCCGGGAAUAGUUCACCCCAUGGGAUAGGUAGUCACCCACAAUAUUAAUACAAGAAUAAAGUAAUUAUUGUCGUACCCCUGCACCUUAGCUUUACACUACUUGGGCAGGCACUUAGUUUUCAAAAAAACCUGCCCAGUUCUUAUAGCUAUCGAUUUUUUGUGUAUAAUACCAUGAAUAAUAUCCGAAUUUACAGAUAAACCAGGUCGAAUGGUCCUCGUCGAUGACCGACUGGAUCUCCAUCAGCUACGGCAAGAAUCUGGAGCUUCUGAGAGUGUAA